Thlaspi arvense is the source of this 1416-nucleotide messenger RNA. The record is from the annotation of a GenBank genome assembly. NCBI's taxonomy places the organism in Eukaryota, Viridiplantae, Streptophyta, Magnoliopsida, Brassicales, Brassicaceae.
AUGGCCACGAUAGCUCCAAAUUCCGGCGGAUCUGGGGAAAUUCUCCCAAUGACUCCCUCUCUUCCUGUCACUCCCGAAACUUCGUCGGGAGUCGCCGCGUCUUCGCAGUCGGCUCAACCGCCUUCUUCGUCUUCCGAUAUCGAAUGUAUCUACGUACCUAGCUACUCCCGGUGGUUUUCGUGGACCGACAUCAACGAAUGCGAGGUCAGGUCGCUCCCGGAAUUCUUCGAUUCGAGAUCUUCCUCGAAAAGCCCUAAGUUUUACCUCUACUUGAGGAACUCAAUCAUCAAGCAGUACAGGGACGACCAUCCUCGGAAGAUUAGCUUCACGGACGUUCGGAGAACUCUCGUCGGCGAUGUUGUCUCUAUCCGUCGCGUCUUUGAUUUCCUCGACUCAUGGGGGCUUAUCAACUAUUCUAGCUCCACCUCUGCUAAGCCGCUCAAGUGGGACGAAAAAGAGCCCGGAAAAUCCGCCGGCGAUGCUGCCUCUGAUCCUCCAACAACGGUCAAAGAAACUGCCAAGAGAAUCUGCAAUGGCUGCAAGUCGAUUUGCAGCGUAGCUUGCUUCGCCAGUGAGAAGCAUGAGUUGACAUUGUGUGCGAGGUGCUACGUCCGUGGAAACUAUCGUGUUGGUAUAAACUCGUCGGAGUUUAAGCGGGUUGAGCUUAGUGAGGAGUCGAAGGCAGUGUGGUCCGAGAAGGAGACUCUGCAGCUUUUGGAAGCUGUGAUGCACUUUGGAGAUGACUGGAAGAAGGUUGCACCGCAUGUUACUGGUAGAACCGAGAAGGAUUGUGUUUCUCAGUUUGUCAAGCUUCCUUUUGGGGAACAGUUUGACAAAGAUUCUGAUUCAGAGGAUGCUUCGGAGACAUUUGAUCUGGUCAAGGGCUCUCCUGAUCCUGAGUCUGAAGGAAGAAUUAGAGACGGUUCAUCUCCCAAUAAGCGGAUGAAACUGACGCCUCUUGCAGAUGCAAGCAACCCAAUAAUGGCUCAGGCUGCUUUUCUUUCAGCUUUGGCUGGCACAAAGGUUGCAGAAGCAGCAUCUCGAGCUGCAGUGACAGCUCUGUCUGAUGUAGACCACGAGGCUGACAAAAACGCUGGUGGAGACCCAAAUCGACAAGAGAUCAAUGGUGGCUCGAGUGGUGAAACCGCUAGAAACGACUCAGAGAGAGCUUUGGCUGAUGCGAAAUCUCUGAUUGAGAAAGAGGAGCAUGAGGUAGAAGGAGCCAUCAGAGAGAUUGUAGAAGUAGAGAUGAUGAAGAUUCGAGAUAGGAUUGUUCAUUUCGAGAAAUUGGAUUUGGAAAUGGAGAGAAGCCGGAAACAAAUGGAGGAGAUGAAGAAUCUGCUAUUCGCUGAUCAAUUAAACAUCUUCUUCCACACAAGAAGAGCCCGUAAAGCUGAAGAUAGAGUAGAGUGUUAG